Messenger RNA from Geodia barretti, 390 nucleotides. The record is from the annotation of a GenBank genome assembly. NCBI's taxonomy places the organism in Eukaryota, Metazoa, Porifera, Demospongiae, Tetractinellida, Geodiidae.
AUGGCCGAAAUCCACAUCGGUAACAUCACCGGGGGCGAUACGCGCCCGGUGAUUGCUCUUGUGGACACCGGCGCCACCGAAUCCGCCUUUCCUGCGGACCUGCUGGAGCAACUCCAUAUCCCGGCGACGGAACGACCGAUGGACUACGUCCUGGCCGAUGGAACCACUCUACGGUGUUCCCGCGGGCUCGCCCGGAUUUCCAUAACGGUUCGGUCCGGCGAGACCUUGAGCAGCAUCUGUCCGGUCGCUUUCUGGCCUGAUGAGAGUGGUCAAUGCGUCGGCGCAACCACGUUGCAGAUCCUGACGCUGGCAGUUGAUCCCGUCAACGAAGAAUUGGUACCCGUUUCAGCUCUCAGACGGGGCUGGCCUGGAGAUAUUCCGGUGCAGUGA